Aspergillus welwitschiae is the source of this 2183-nucleotide messenger RNA. Its product is annotated as bifunctional terpene synthase/polyprenyl synthetase family protein. Gene Ontology annotation, molecular function: prenyltransferase activity. The record is from RefSeq and is a predicted model, not a curated record. The transcript is spliced from 8 exons. Gene Ontology annotation, biological process: isoprenoid biosynthetic process. Bases 15 to 2183 code for a protein of 722 amino acids. NCBI's taxonomy places the organism in Eukaryota, Fungi, Ascomycota, Eurotiomycetes, Eurotiales, Aspergillaceae.
GUCUCCAGUUCAUUAUGGCACUUAGAGGUUCAUUUUCCGACGAUUACUCCGAUCCCGUCCCUCGGACCUGUCCGGACAUCCAAGGAUUCUGCGAAAAUUAUGCCCUGCGACGUCACAAGUUUGAGAAUAGGGCCAACACAGGAUCCCAACAAUGCCGAGACGAUUGGGAGCUGUAUAUCGGCCCGAUAGAGCGCUGGGGAUGCUGUAAUCCGUGGGAGGGUCACUUCUCCGCGGUCGUCUUGCCCUUUUGCCGGCCCGAUCGUAUUGCCAUCAUCAGCUACUGUUUCGAAUGCUCACAUGAAAUAGAUGCAUUCAUGUACGAUAACGUGGUUGAAUCAGCCACCAGAUCCACAGUGAACAAUAACACAGACGAUAUUGCCCUCGAUGAGACGGAAUACCGAACCGUGCGAUCGGUCACUGGGACCAAACAGAUCCAGUCAAAAAUGUUACUCGACCUCCUGUCAAUCGACCCUGCAUGUGCUGAGGUUGUCAUUGACUCCUGGAAGACAAUGAUCAACACAACCGCAAAGCAGGACAAGACGCGCGCAUGCAGUAACCUGGAAGAAUAUGUCGACUACCGGAUCGUUGACACUGGAGCACCAUUUGUGGACACAUUGAUGCGUUUCGGAAUGGACAUCCUCCUCACGCCCGAGGAAGAGGAGCUUGUCGCUCCUAUUGUCAAGCCGUGCUAUGCUGCCCUCGGACUUGCCAACGACUACUUUUCUUUUGAUAUCGAGUGGGAAGAGUUUCAAAGUUCAGAAUCAAGCCAGACCGCCAUGACAAAUGCCGUCUGGCUAUUCAUGCAAUGGCACCAGGUUGGCAAAGAGGAAGCGAAAAGGCUCGUUCGGCAAGUCACAAAUGACUACGAAAGAGAGUACCAGCAACGAGUACAGGAAUAUAUUGCCGGCGAAGGGAAGUCCAAUAGUAAGAUCCAAUUGUACCUUACUGCAUUGGGAUACCAGAUUCCCGGAAAUGUCACCUGGAGUCUGCGAUGUCCUCGGUACCACCCCUGGUUGUGUAAGGAGGGCAGUGCCCUCUUGCAAGCGUCGAUGGAGGAGGCUCGCGACUUGCCUAACGUAGGUAAAAGACGGAGUGUCUCAGAAGAUAGUCUCUCGUCCGAGUCCUCCGUCUGGUCUGGAACAAGUGAUCGUUCUGCACGCUCAUCAGUGUCCUCGGCACCUUCUCUCGACGAUAGGGAAAAGGAGCGCGACCGUGUUACGCUUGGAACGGAGCAUCUCCUUGCUCCAGCAGAGUAUAUCGCCUCACUCCCCUCCAAAGGAGUUCGCGAGGCUUUCAUCGACGCGCUGAAUGUGUGGCUUGCUCUCCCGGAUCGUUUCGUAAGCGUCAUGAAAUGCAUUGCAAAGACAUUGCAUAAUGCCUCUUUGAUGCUGGAUGACAUCGAAGAUGGUUCCCCUCUGCGUCGGGGCCAGCCCGCGACACACACCGUCUUCGGACAGGCGCUCACCAUCAACUCCGCUAACUUUGUCCUCAUUCAGGCGAUGGACCAAGUGAGGUUGUUAGAGGACUCGCGCUGUGUCGACAUCUUCGUGGAAGAGAUGCGUAAUCUGUUCAUCGGUCAGAGCUUUGAUCUGUACUGGACACGACAGGACGAGUGUCCUUCAGAGGAAGAAUAUUUCGAGAUGAUCCGCCAAAGUAGUACUCACUUUUCUCCCUCUCGGCCCUUUCUAUCGAAAAUUUUGUGCUCACUAUUAGCAGAAACUGGUGGUCUCUUCCGGCUAUUGGCUCGAUUGAUGAUGCAAAAGGCAACAUCAAAGAAGAACCGGUGCCUCCCGUUGGAACCUCUUGUCGACCUUGUGGGAGAAUACUUUCAGAUCCGAGAUGAUUACAAGAACCUUACCGAUGAGUAUACCGGACAAAAGGGCUUUUGCGAGGAUCUAGACGAGGGGAAGUUCUCAUUUCCGCUGAUUUAUGCUCAUAAAUUUUUGCCUGAGACCUCGGAUAUUCGAAACAUCCUUAAAGAAGGUCGCCGGUCGGGCGGACUUGGGAUCACACAGAAGCAGCACGUAUUGGGCUGGCUCCACGAGAGCGGAAGCAUGACGUACACAAAAAGAACACUUCGGGGCCUGAUGAGUGAAAUCCGGCAUCAGAUCGAUCGGGUGGAAAAGGAAUCGGGCUGCCCGAACUGGGUCCUGAAACUCCUCGUUCACCGACUGGAAGUCUGA